This is a messenger RNA of Aricia agestis (brown argus), 901 nucleotides long. RefSeq names its product U1 small nuclear ribonucleoprotein A (gene snf). Gene Ontology annotation, cellular component: U1 snRNP. Gene Ontology annotation, molecular function: U1 snRNA binding. Gene Ontology annotation, biological process: mRNA splicing, via spliceosome. The record is from RefSeq and is a predicted model, not a curated record. The transcript is spliced from 4 exons. The coding region runs from base 204 to 863 and encodes 219 amino acids. NCBI's taxonomy places the organism in Eukaryota, Metazoa, Arthropoda, Insecta, Lepidoptera, Lycaenidae.
CAAUGCAAGCGGCGUAUUUAUAAUUUUUCUAAAAACCUUGUAUGUUUGUAAAAAGCGUAUUGUAUUUUGUUAAGUAAAAUAAAAUUUAAACUACCAGUAAAGUAACAAGUUUUGUGCUAACUUGUGUUCAAAAACUUGCUAUAUCAAAGCAUUAGCAAGCUCAACACUAGCCCUAUUUUGUCUAAAAUUGUUUCUCAACAACAAUGGAUAUCAGACCAAAUCACACCAUAUACAUAAACAAUCUCAACGAAAAGAUAAAAAAGGAGGAGUUAAAGAAGUCUUUGUAUGCUAUAUUUUCACAAUUCGGUCAGAUUUUAGACAUUGUUGCUAUGAAAACAUUGAAAAUGAAGGGCCAAGCAUUUGUAAUUUUCAAAGAAAUCUCAAGUGCGACUGUUGCCCUUAGAAGUAUGCAGGGAUUCCCGUUUUAUGAUAAGCCAAUGAGAAUCCAAUAUUCUAAAACAGACAGUGAUGUUAUAUCAAAAAUAAAGGGUACAUUCCAAGAGAGGCCCAAGAGGCCAAAGAUGCCCAAAAUGACUGAUGAUGCCAAAAAGAAGAAGAACAAGGAGAAUCGUCCAGCUAUUCCUGGUUUCGGUCAACCAAUAAUGAACAAUGUCAAUGUCGAACAACCACCUAACCAGAUUCUAUUCUUAACCAACCUUCCAGAUGAAACUUCGGAAAUGAUGUUGUCUAUGUUGUUUAACCAAUUUCCUGGUUUUAAAGAGGUACGUCUGGUACCCAAUAGACAUGAUAUUGCCUUCGUUGAGUUUGCCAAUGAAAUGCAAUCUGCCGCUGCCAAAGAAGCUCUGCAAGGUUUCAAGAUUACUCCCACACAUGCAAUGAAGAUUACUUUUGCUAAGAAGUAAUGUUAGAAUAAGAUUUGUGAAUAAAGUUUUAAGUAUUA